AUGCCGACGUCAAAACGCGCACAACUACAAAAUAUGGAUAAAGUAUCAACGGAAGAUUUAGAACCAGAAUUCGUCACUGAAGUAAUUAAGGCAGUUGAAAGCAUUUUAUCCACUUCAACCCCAAAGUAUAUUGGAUCCUCUAAAAUGACAGGAUUAUCGUUUACCAAAUUUCUUCAAGGAUGUGUCGAAAAGAUUAACGAUAAAUCAGAUUCCAAUGUUCAACUAUCAAUUCCGAACGAACAUGAGUCUGUUAUUAAAUACAUUACACAACGAACCAUUGAUCAUUGUAUUCAAAUGUAUACAACAAAUAUGAAUUUAAAAUUUCAAGAAUUAUAUAAUGUUGAUGAUAUACGACAAGUUAAAGUAAUUAAUUGGAAAGAGUUUAAUGAAAUUCAUAUGGAAGUUUUUGCACAAGUUGGAAAAAUAUUUUUUAAUAGUAUCAUUGGAAAUGGAGAUCAUAUAAGGAGAUCUGAACUCAAAUUAAAUAAAUUAAUCAAUGAAAAGUUUGAAGAAAAUCGUAAAUCAAAUUCUGUGGCUUUAUAUGAGUAUAAUAUGGAAUUGGCUAAAAAAUUAUGGGAUAAUCAUGUAAAAGUUGGUCUCUCCGCCGAUAAUUUCUUUAAGACCAAAGAGGAAUUUAAUGAUGCGAUCGAAAUUUUUGAGAGAGAAAUGGAAGAAAAUGUUAAGCAACAAAAUAUUGCAAAUAAUGGGAUUUUAACUCAAAUUAAACAUGAAAAUGAAUCAAUUUUAGCUAAAAUUAAAAGUGAAAACGAAUCAGAGAUAGAAUUAUUAAAAGAGAAAACUAAAAGUUCUACGAAAAACAAAUGGUAUUGGGUUAAAGCAGUCGGUGAAUGGGUUAGAGUGGUAGUUCAUAUUGCUGAUAUUGUCGUAGGGACGGUUGACAAUUGA
Messenger RNA from Funneliformis mosseae, 906 nucleotides. The record is from the annotation of a GenBank genome assembly. Lineage: Eukaryota; Fungi; Glomeromycota; Glomeromycetes; Glomerales; Glomeraceae.